This is a messenger RNA of Nicotiana attenuata, 1079 nucleotides long. RefSeq names its product cold-regulated 413 plasma membrane protein 1-like. Lineage: Eukaryota; Viridiplantae; Streptophyta; Magnoliopsida; Solanales; Solanaceae. The record is from RefSeq and is a predicted model, not a curated record. The coding region runs from base 116 to 730 and encodes 204 amino acids. Gene Ontology annotation, cellular component: membrane. The transcript is spliced from 4 exons.
CUGCUUUAAAUACAUAAAUUUAUACAAACAUCUCAUUGUGCAAAAAAAAGUGAAUGUGCUUACUUUUAUUCUCUUUCUUUACAUCAUUUUUUUCCUGAGGAAUUGUUAGGGGAAGAUGGGGAUGAAGAAGAGUUAUUUGGCAAUGAAGACAGAUGCAGCGGUAGCAACUGAUCUGAUUGAUUCAGAUUUGAAGGAAAUUGGUUUUGCUGCUAAGAAAUUAGCUAAGCAUGCCAUUAUGCUUGGUGGCAUUGGUUUUGGCACUACUUUUCUCUCGUGGCUUGCUUCUUUUGCUGCUAUUUACUUGCUGGUCUUGGAUCGAACAAACUGGAGGAGUAACAUGCUCACAACUCUCCUAAUUCCUUACAUUUUCUUGAGUCUCCCUUCUUUGUUGUUUGAUUUAUUCAGGGGAGAUUUUGGAAAAUGGCUAUCUUUGAUCGCUGUUAUAACACGCCUUUUCUUCCAUAAACACUUUCCAGAUUGGCUAGAAGCACCAGCAGCUCUGGUCCUUCUAAUGGUGGUGGCUCCUAGUUUGUUGGCUGACACCUUCAGGGAUAGUUGGAUUGGUACGUUGGUUUGCCUAGUAAUUGGAUGUUAUCUUUUACAAGAACACAUUAGAGCAUCGGGAGGUUUCAGGAAUUCUUUCACUAAAGCCAAUGGCAUUUCAAACACUGUUGGGAUCGUUCUCCUUUUGGUAUAUCCAGUUUGGGCAUUGAUUCUACACUUCCUAUAAACAAAGUCGACAAUAUUGGCUCUUCUUUCACGACGACUUGUCAUGAUUGCAAUUUGCUUGGAAGAUUUGAGUGUGAUUGUUUUUUCUUCGGUUUAUUUGAAUUUUUAGUACAUGUUGAGUUAUUCGCUUCCAUUACCCUAUUACCUUGUUGUUGCAAUUGUUCGUUGAUUUAGUUUCAUUGUUGCUUGAGCUGAGAGUCUACUAUCUAUGGUCUGCAUACGCACUACCCUCCCCAGACCCUACUUGUGGAAUUAUAAUGGGUUUGUUGUUAUUGUUAUAAAGUCCAUAUGAGUAAUAAUGUAAUAGAUUGCUUGCUUCUUGUCUGAAUAAUGUGUUUUUGUGUCCAGAA